Saimiri boliviensis boliviensis (Bolivian squirrel monkey) is the source of this 4968-nucleotide messenger RNA. RefSeq names its product prostate transmembrane protein, androgen induced 1 (gene PMEPA1). NCBI's taxonomy places the organism in Eukaryota, Metazoa, Chordata, Mammalia, Primates, Cebidae. Gene Ontology annotation, molecular function: R-SMAD binding. Gene Ontology annotation, biological process: negative regulation of transforming growth factor beta receptor signaling pathway. The record is from RefSeq and is a predicted model, not a curated record. Gene Ontology annotation, cellular component: Golgi membrane; early endosome membrane.
CCGUCUGCCUGCCUCCGACCGCGGUCUCGGAGCGAAACCCGAUCUCCUUGGACUUGAAUGAGGAGGAGGCGGCGGCGGCGGCGGCGGCGGAGGCGCUCGGCUGGGGAAAGCUAGCGGCGGAGGCUCAGCCCCGGCGGCCGCGCGCGCCCGGCUGCCAGCCCAUUCUCCGGACGCCACCCGAGAACACUGCCGACGCCCCCGGGGCUGCCGAGGGGCGGCCAGGGGGGGCGCCGAGGAGCGCGAUCCCGCGCACUGAGCCCCGCGGCGCCCCGGGAACUUGGCGGCGACCCGAUCCCGGCGAGCCGGGGCGCGCCUCCCCCGCCGCGCGCCUCCUGCAUGCGGGGCCCCAGCUCCGGGCGCCGGCCGGAGCCACCCCCGGCCGCCCCCGCGCCCCCCGCGCCCCGCGCCGCGCCGCCGCGCCGUCCAUGCACCGCUUGAUGGGGGUCAACAGCACCGCCGCCGCCGCCGCCGGGCAACCCAAUGUCUCCUGCACGUGCAACUGCAAACGCUCUUUGUUCCAGAGCAUGGAGAUCACGGAGCUGGAGUUCGUUCAGAUUAUCAUCAUCGUGGUGGUGAUGAUGGUGAUGGUGGUGGUGAUCACGUGCCUGCUGAGCCACUACAAGCUGUCUGCACGGUCCUUCAUCAGCCGGCACAGCCAGGGGCGGAGGAGAGAAGACGCCCUGUCCUCAGAAGGAUGCCUGUGGCCCUCGGAGAGCACAGUGUCGGGCAACGGAAUCACAGAGCCGCAGGUGUAUGCCCCACCUCGGCCCACCGACCGCCUGGCCGUGCCACCCUUCGCCCAGCGGGACCGCUUCCACCGCUUCCAGCCCACCUACCCGUACCUGCAGCACGAGAUCGACCUGCCCCCCACCAUCUCGCUGUCAGAUGGGGAGGAGCCCCCGCCCUACCAGGGCCCCUGCACCCUCCAGCUCCGGGACCCCGAGCAGCAGCUGGAACUGAACCGCGAGUCGGUGCGCGCACCCCCAAACAGAACCAUCUUCGACAGUGACCUGAUGGAUAGUGCCAGGCUAGGCGGCCCCUGCCCCCCCAGCAGUAACUCGGGCAUCAGCGCCACAUGCUACGGCAGUGGCGGGCGCAUGGAGGGGCCGCCGCCCACCUACAGCGAGGUCAUCGGCCACUACCCGGGGUCCUCCUUCCAGCACCAGCAGAGCAGCGGGCCGCCCUCCUUGCUGGAGGGGACCCGGCUCCACCACACACACAUCGCACCUCUAGAGAGCGCGGCCGUCUGGAGCAAAGAGAAGGAUAAACAGAAAGGACACCCGCUCUAGGGUCCCCGGGGGGCCGGGCUGGGGCUGCGCAGGCGGAAAGGCAGAACACUCCGCACUUCUUAGAAGAGGAGUGAGGAAGGCGGGAGGCGCAGAAAAGCGUCGUGUGGCCUCCCCUCCCACCUCCCUGUGUAUAAAUAUUUACAUGUGAUGUCUGGUCUGAAUGCACAAGCUAGGAGAGCUUGCAAAAACACACACACAAACAAAACAAAACAAAACAAAACAAAACCCCACGUGUCUUUGUUGAGCUGUGUCUUGAAGGCAGAAGAGAAAACACAUUUCUACAAUAGUCUUUCUUGUUUCUAGUUGAGCUGCGUGCGUGAAUGCUUAUUUUCUUUUGUUUAUGAUAAUUUCACUUAACUUUAAAGACAUAUUUGCACAAAACCUUUGUUUAAAGAUCUGCAAUAUUAUAUAUAUAAAUAUAUAUAAGAUAAGAGAAACUGUAUGUGCGAGCGCAGGAGUAUUUUUGUAUUAGAAGAGGCCUAUUAAAAAAAAAGUUGUUUUCUGAACUAGAAGAGGAAAAAAAUGGCAGUUUUUGAGUGCCAACCCGGAAGUGUGUAUGACCUUGUAGAGAAAAAAUUACAAAGCAGGGGUUUAGAGUUAUUUAUAUAAAUGUUGAGAUUUUGCACUAUUUUUUAAUAUAAAUAUGUCAGUGCUUGCUUGAUGGAAACUUCUCUUGUGUCUGUUGAGACUUUAAGGGAGAAAUGUCAGAAUUUCAGAGUCGCCCUGAGGAACCUGCAGACAGGCCUCGGCUGGAAGUGGCCGGCUUUCCUGAGGGGCCGCCACCCCUGCAGAGUGGCUGCUUCUGCCUAGUGACAGGUUAUCACCACGUGAUACAUUCCCCACCGAAGGAGACACAUUGCCCCGCCUCUGGGCCAGAACAGCCUUUAAAUCACAAACAAAAUAGGAAAGUUAACCACGGAGGCAUCAAGUUCCAGGUGGUGCUCUUGCCUUUCCCAAAAAUGAAAAUAAACUGCUACCGAAGGAAUCAGUUUUUCCUCUUCUUUUUUUCAACCGUGAAGGUCCCCACGAGGGGGAACAAGGUGCCCCUCCUCGAAAGCCACCGUGGCUGGCGCACAGGCUGCCAGGGACACGCCAGAGGGUCCGACGGCUUACCUGUGCAGGGCGCUUUGGUGGUGGCUCAGCCCGCUCAAGGAUCUCCGGUGAAGGCAGGUGCGCUCUCUGCCACACUGGCACCUAGGAAGGCCGAGGGUAUUCGCAGUCUGACCUCGUCCUGUCUGUUCCCCUUCACGGAUCAAUUGUCACUUGAGAGGCCAAAAAGCAGACCACCCAACAUGAAAAGGUGACAAGCCCAGGUUUCUCCCAGGACAGGCGAAAGGGUUACCACUAGGAAAACAGUCACGCCAGCGCCAACCCGAGCUUCGCCUGCGGUAUCCUCCACCUUCUCUGUUCCCACCUUUCCAUCCCCUUCCCCGCGGAAACAGUGCUCACUCCUGGUGUGUCUGUUGAUCUGUGUGUCCACUCACAUCUCUGUUGGACUCUAUUCUUGUUCUCCAGGUUUUCACCAAAUAGACGUAGGGUUGGCAGGACCUGCUGGUGACGUGCAGGUGAAGAGCGUGAAGGGACACGCGAGUGUAAAUAGAGGUGACCGGGGAAAGGCACGAGGGGUGGGCCCUUGGGACCCACCGUGGCCAGUGGCUGGAGCUCGCCACGUUUCCUCCUGGAGGGGGUAGGAAUGGGAGGGCACCCGGCUGGAAGAGCAGACUCCCAGCUGCCACCCCCUCGCCAUGGGAGUGACGUUCCAUUUUGGGCAGAAUGCCGACUAGUAGACUAACAUAAAAGAAAGAUAUAAGAGGCGAUAUUGUUUGUGAGCAACUUUUUUAUAACUUCCAGAACAGACACCUGAGCACGGUUUGGAAGUUCUGGCCACUUGAGCUCCAUGCAUGUGCACGCGUGUGCCUUAAGAGCUGGCAGCGGACAGACGUGGGCUCUGUGUGCCGCCAGCCUAAUAGAAAGUUCUCGUUCAUUGGCAAUGGCAGAACCUGCCUCUCAGUGGAAUCAUCAGCCUAAAAUUUGUUUCGCUCUUGAAGAGGAUUCUUUGAAAAGGUCCUGUAGAGAAAUCAAUAGAGGUUGUCCUGAGAGGUACAAGGACACGCUUGUAAAGAUGAUUGAAACGUAUCUUUCCUUUAUGUGACGCGUCUCUAGUGCCUUACUGAGGAAGCAGUGACACUCCUGUCACAGGGUGGGGAUGUUCCCGGACAGUGCCUCACUCACCUGGGACUGGCCUCUUCUCCCAGGGUCCACUAAGGGCUCCUGCUGCUUUUCAGACACCCCACCGUCCUCUUGUGUGCUCACCCUCUCUCCACUGGGGAGGUGCCCAGCUUGGUGAGGUGACCCCUCCUGCUCCUCCAGCCUUUUUUGCCAGGGUCUGUGCACAACUCCCGCCUAGGCGGAAAACCUAGGAGUGGACCGUGUUUGUGUGCGUGGCGUCAGCCCGAAGCCAGGCUGAGGCAGUCCCCAUGUCCUCUUGAGCCAAACUGUUUGGGUCUUGUUGCUUGAUGGUACAGUCUGGAUUUGUGGGAUUGGCUUUGCAUGAAAAAAGGGAGGAGAGUGGCUGCUGACCUCAGCCGGCUUGAGGACAGAGCGCGUCUCUCAUGACAACCCAGUGCUGAAGUCCAGUGUCCCCAGCUCCGUGCCCAGUGAAUGGCAGAAGUGCGUGGGGCAGUGGCCUCAAAGGCAGGGCACAUCCCAAGACAGCCAGCAGGUUUUCUCUGGAAAUGACCAGAGCUAAACUCUCAGCUUCUCUGCUGGGGGUGCACCCUUUCCUCUAGAUGUUGCUUGUCACAUUAUCUUUGAGAACUCUGGGACUGCCCCGGAGGAGGCCCUCUUUUCCAGUGGGAAGUUGGAUGGGGUUCUCGGAAGUGGCUGGUUGGAAAGGGGCCAGCUUGGUUUCAGGGGUCUGCCGCUCCAUCCUGGGUUCAGAGAAGCCUGAGCGUGGCUUUCUCUAGUCCUGUCACUCUCUCCCUGCUUGUCAAUCACCACCUUUCCUCCAGAGGAGGAAAAUUAUCUCCCCUGCAAAGCCUGAGUCUACACAGACGGAUUUCAUUAAUUGUGCUAAGAACCAUCCGUGUUCUCAAAAAGCCCAGUGUUUUUGCAAAGAAUGAAAAGGGACCCCACAUGUAGCAAAAAUCAGGGCUGGAGGAGAACCGAUUCAUUCCCUGUUCUCAUCGGUCGUCCCUGAGAAUUGUACAUUUCAGAGAAAUUGUUUUUCUAUGUGCAACAUGAAGCUUCCAGAACCAUGAAACAGCCCGUGACAAGGGAAGAAAAUGUUGUUGUUGUUGUUGUUGUUGUUGUUGUUGUUUCUGGAAACUGCUUGAAAUCUUGCUGUACUAUAGAGCUCAGAGGACACAGCCCGUCCUCCCCUGCCUGCCUCAUGCCAUGACUGUUGUGCUGAUUCCGAUGCUUUCACGUUGCGUUCUUGGCGUGGGAACUGCUCUCCUUCGCAGCCCCAUUUCCCAAGCUCUGUUCAAGUUAAACUUAUGUAAGCUCUCCGUGGCGCUCGGGGAGUGCACCCACGUCCCUGCUGCGUAAGACUCUGUAUCUGGAUGCCAAUUCGCAGGCCUGAAGAAACUGCUUGUUGUGUAUCAGUAAUCAUUAGUGGCAAUGAUGACAUUCUGAAAAGCUGCAAUACUUAUACAAUAAAUUUUACAAUUCUUUGGAA